AUGGUCAUUAAGAGAAAAAAUGUAUUUGAUGACUCCGAUGACGAUGCUGUUUCAGAAGUAAUUGAGACAGAACCAAAAGUCAAAUUAAAAAUCAAAGAAUUCAUCAAACCACCAACUUUAGAUCAACAACCCCCAAAUGCUCAAAACGAUGAAAAUGAAGUAGAAGAUACCAAUGAAUUUGACGCAUUCGAUGAAGAUUAUAAUUACUCACCUGAAGAUCUAGAAUUACCUACAAAAGUGCAAGAAUUUUCACUGCUUGACAAAUCAAUAUUCGAAACAAAUCCAUAUUCGAUUGGUCUUUCAAUAAUGCAAAAAAUGGGGUUUAAAAUAGGUGAUUCAUUAGGUGUUUCAAACUCAAACAACAAGGCAUUGAAAGAACCUAUAACACUAUCUUGCUGGACUAAAGGAAGAGGAAUAGGUAUGUUGACUUCACCAACGAAUAAUGAAGUCGAUUAUGAGUCCAUAAAAAUGUCCAACAUUGAAGCAAAAAGACAAGGUAGAGAUGUAAUACAAUUGAAACAAUUAAUGAAAAUAUCAUUUGAAAUUAGCGGUGAGUGUGAAUUAUAUUUAAACGAAGAUUUAAAAAUUGAGGAGGUGAAUCCAAUUUGGAAAAUUUACGUUGAUGAACUUGAAGCUGAAAAACAAUUAAGUACAAGAUCUUCACACUCGAGGAUGUUGGAAUUUAAGUCGUACAAAGAAUCUUUAUACGAAAUGGGUCAUGAUGAGGUAAAAGAAAGAACUUCACAUUUACUCGAGUACUUAAGAAAUGAACAUAAUUAUUGUGCUUAUUGUGGAGAUCAAUACGAUGAUGAGGAAGAUUUGAUCAAAAAUUGUCCAGGAAUAGAUUAUGACUCGCAUCUACUGUAA
Molecule: messenger RNA, 867 nt
Organism: Lodderomyces jiufengensis
Lineage: Eukaryota; Fungi; Ascomycota; Pichiomycetes; Serinales; Debaryomycetaceae
Exons: 1
Coding region: 1-867 (288 amino acids)
Cellular component (GO): kinetochore
Molecular function (GO): nucleic acid binding
Source: RefSeq, a predicted model, not a curated record